This is a messenger RNA of Peromyscus eremicus (cactus mouse), 7096 nucleotides long. RefSeq names its product nuclear receptor coactivator 1 (gene Ncoa1). Gene Ontology annotation, cellular component: nucleus. Gene Ontology annotation, molecular function: nuclear receptor binding; protein dimerization activity. The transcript has 24 exons. Lineage: Eukaryota; Metazoa; Chordata; Mammalia; Rodentia; Cricetidae. Gene Ontology annotation, biological process: cellular response to hormone stimulus; positive regulation of transcription by RNA polymerase II. The record is from RefSeq and is a predicted model, not a curated record. Bases 538 to 4746 code for a protein of 1402 amino acids.
UUCCACAGCCUCACAAAGCAGUACCACCAGCUGAAGACCAGUCAUUUCCAACACGAGUCUGGCACACACUUCAUAUUGAAACCAUCACAGAUUGUAAUGUGCCCUGUGAGCUGUCUCAAGUACCGGGGCGAUAGUAUGGAAAUCUGUCUAUACUAAUGGAAAUGUAACUGGAAAUGAUCUGACGCUAAAACCGAGGACCAUUAGACAAGAUCACAUAGGAGGAAACCUUGCUUCCUAAUGAAGACCCCAACAUUCAGAAUUUUGGCCUAUUCAAAGGUUCCCUUUAUGGCUGUGUCAGAGAACGAAUUAACCUCCUAGAAAAAUCACUGUAUACUUCCAUAACAGAUUUAGAAAUAAACAGGUUGUUUGUGAAACUGACCUUCCGUGAGGCGAGAACAAACGGACUGGAGCCAUCUCUGGACAACAUUGUACUACUCCCUUCCCCUGAAGCUGCCCGCUGGAGCACUUGAUUUGACCAUAUCUGCUUUGAGGAUUCAUUAUGAACAAAGAAGUCUCCCAGGUGUGAAGUUUGUCAACAUGAGUGGCCUCGGGGACAGUUCAUCCGACCCUGCGAACCCAGACUCACAUAAGAGAAAAGGAUCGCCAUGUGACACACUGGCAUCAAGUACUGAGAAGAGGCGCAGGGAGCAAGAAAAUAAGUAUUUAGAAGAACUAGCCGAAUUACUGUCUGCCAACAUUAGUGACAUCGACAGCUUGAGUGUGAAGCCAGAUAAAUGCAAGAUUUUGAAGAAAACAGUAGAUCAGAUACAGCUAAUGAAGAGAAUGGAGCAAGAGAAAUCAACAACUGACGAUGAUGUGCAGAAGUCCGACAUCUCAUCAAGUAGCCAGGGGGUGAUAGAAAAGGAGUCGUUAGGACCUCUGCUUUUGGAGGCUUUAGAUGGAUUUUUCUUUGUUGUGAACUGUGAAGGAAGAAUUGUAUUUGUGUCAGAAAAUGUGACCAGCUACUUGGGGUACAAUCAGGAGGAAUUAAUGAAUACCAGCGUCUACAGCAUACUGCACGUGGGAGAUCAUGCAGAAUUUGUCAAGAACCUGCUACCAAAAUCACUAGUAAAUGGAGUCCCCUGGCCUCAAGAGGCAACACGCCGAAAUAGCCAUACAUUUAACUGCAGGAUGCUAAUUCACCCUCCAGACGAGCCAGGUACCGAGAACCAAGAAGCUUGCCAGCGCUAUGAAGUAAUGCAAUGCUUCACAGUGUCACAGCCAAAAUCAAUCCAAGAAGAUGGUGAAGAUUUCCAGUCAUGUUUGAUUUGUAUUGCUCGGCGAUUACCUCGACCUCCAGCUAUUACAGGUGUAGAGUCCUUUAUGACCAAGCAAGAUACUACAGGUAAAAUCAUCUCUAUUGAUACUAGUUCCCUGAGAGCUGCUGGCAGAACUGGCUGGGAAGAUUUAGUAAGGAAAUGCAUUUAUGCUUUUUUCCAACCUCAGGGCAGAGAGCCAUCUUAUGCACGACAGCUAUUUCAAGAAGUGAUGACUCGUGGCACUGCCUCCAGCCCAUCCUAUAGAUUCAUAUUGAAUGAUGGGACAAUGCUUAGCGCCCACACCAAGUGUAAACUUUGCUACCCUCAAAGUCCUGACAUGCAACCUUUCAUCAUGGGAAUUCAUAUCAUCGACAGGGAGCACAGUGGGCUUUCUCCUCAAGAUGACACUAAUUCUGGAAUGUCAAUUCCCCGAAUAAACCCCUCAGUCAAUCCUGGUAUCUCUCCAGCUCAUGGUGUGACCCGUUCAUCUACGUUGCCACCAUCCAACAACAACAUGGUCUCUGCCAGAGUAAACCGCCAACAGAGCUCAGACCUUAAUAGCGGCAGCAGUCAUAGUAAUUCUAGCAACAACCAAGGGAGUUUUGGAUGUUCACCUGGAAAUCAGAUUGUAGCCAAUGUUGCCUUAAACCAGGGACAGGCAGGUUCCCAGAGCAGUAAUCCCUCUUUGAACCUCAAUAAUUCUCCUAUGGAAGGUACAGGAAUUUCCCUCUCACAGUUCAUGUCUCCGAGGAGACAGGCUAAUUCUGGCUUGGCAACAAGGGCCAGGAUGCCAAACAAUUCAUUUCCUCCAAAUAUUCCAACAUUAAGCUCCCCAGUUGGCAUUACUAGUGGUGCCUGUAAUAAUAAUAACCGUUCCUAUUCAAAUAUCCCAGUAACAUCUUUACAAGGUAUGAACGAAGGACCCAAUAACUCUGUUGGCUUCUCUGCCGGUUCUCCAGGCCUUAGGCAGAUGAGCUCACAGAAUUCACCUAGCAGAUUAAGUAUGCAACCAGCAAAAGCUGAGUCCAAAGAUAACAAGGAGAUUGCAUCCAUUUUAAAUGAAAUGAUCCAGUCUGACAACAGUGCUAAUGAUAGCAAACCUCUGGACUCAGGACUUCUGCAUAACAGUGACAGACUCUCAGAUGGAGACAGUAAAUACUCCCAGACUAGUCACAAACUAGUACAGCUGUUGACAUCAACUGCGGAACAGCAGCUCCGGCAUGCCGAUAUAGACACGAGCUGCAAAGAUGUACUGUCUUGCACCGGCACUUCCGGCUCUGCCUCCACUAACCCUUCAGGAGGUACUUGCCCCUCUUCCCACAGUUCUCUGACUGAGCGGCAUAAAAUCCUGCACCGGCUUUUACAGGAGGGCAGCCCCUCAGACAUCACCACUUUGUCUGUGGAACCCGAGAAAAAGGACAGCGCAUCGACUUCUACUGCUGUGUCAGUGCCCGGACAAGCCCCGGGGAACGCCAGCAUAAAACUGGAACUGGAUGCUUCAAAGAAAAAGGAGUCGAAAGACCAUCAGCUCCUGCGCUACCUUCUAGACAAAGAUGAGAAAGAUCUAAGAUCAACUCCAAACCUGAGCCUGGACGAUGUGAAAGUCAAGGUGGAAAAGAAAGAGCAGAUGGACCCUUGUAACACAAACCCCACCCCGAUGACCAAACCUGCUCCCGAGGAGGUUAAACUGGAGUCCCAGAGCCAGUUUGCAGCUGACCUUGAGCAGUUUGAUCAGUUACUGCCCACACUGGAGAAGGCCACACAGUUGCCCAGCUUGUGUGAGACAGACAGGAUGGAUGGUGCGGUCACUGGUGUCAACAUCAAGUCAGAGAUGCUGCCAGCUUCCCUUCAGCCCACCACCGCCAGAUCUGCUCCCAGGCUGAACAGAUUGCCUGAACUAGAAUUAGAAGCAAUCGAUAACCAGUUUGGACAACCAGGAGCAGGCGAUCAGAUUCCAUGGGCAAAUAAUACUGUGACGACAAUAAAUCAGAAUAAACCAGAUGAUCAAUGCAUUAGCUCACAAUUAGAUGAGCUUCUCUGUCCACCAACAACAGUAGAAGGAAGAAACGAUGAGAAAGCCCUCCUGGAACAACUGGUGUCCUUCCUCAGUGGUAAAGAUGAAACGGAGCUGGCUGAGCUAGACAGAGCGCUGGGGAUCGACAAGCUUGUCCAGGGAGGUGGGUUAGAUGUAUUGUCCGAGAGAUUUCCACCACAGCAAGCAACACCACCUCUGAUGAUGGAAGAAAGACCUGCCCUCUACCCUCAGCCAUACUCAUCUCCUUCUCCUACCACCAAUCUCCCUGGCCCUUUCCAAGGCAUGGUCAGGCAGAAGCCUUCCCUGGGGACUAUGCCAGUUCAAGUAACACCUCCCCGAGGCACCUUUUCACCCAACAUGGGCAUGCAGCCCAGGCAGACUCUAAACAGACCUCCAGCUGCACCCAACCAGCUGCGGCUUCAGCUGCAGCAGCGGUUACAGGGACAGCAACAGUUGGUGCACCAGAACCGGCAAGCCAUCUUGAACCAGUUUGCAGCAACUGCUCCUGUUGGCAUGAACAUGCGGUCAGGCAUGCAGCAGCAGAUCACGCCUCAGCCACCCCUGAAUGCUCAGAUGUUGGCACAGCGUCAACGGGAAUUGUACAGUCAGCAGCAUCGACAGAGGCAGAUUAUACAGCAGCAAAGAGCCAUGCUCAUGAGGCACCAAAGUUUUGGGAACAACAUCCCUCCUUCAUCUGGACUGCCAGUUCAAAUGGGGAACCCCCGUCUUCCUCAGGGUGCUCCACAGCAGUUCCCCUACCCACCAAACUAUGGUACAAAUCCAGGUACCCCACCUGCUUCGACCAGCCCUUUUUCUCAACUGGCAGCAAAUCCUGAGGCAUCCUUGGCCACCCGCAGCGGCAUGGUGAACAGAGGCAUGGCCGGAAGCAUGGGAGGGCAGUUUGGCGCUGGCAUCAAUCCUCAGAUGCAGCAGAACGUCUUCCAGUAUCCAGGAUCAGGACUGGUUCCCCAAGGUGAGGCCAACUUUGCCCCAUCUCUAAGCCCUGGGAGCUCCAUGGUGCCGAUGCCAAUCCCUCCUCCUCAGAGCUCUCUGCUCCAACAAACGCCACCCGCCUCUGGGUACCAGUCACCAGACAUGAAGGCCUGGCAGCAGGGGACAAUGGCCAACAACAAUGUGUUCAGUCAAGCUGUCCAGAACCAGCCUGCCCCCGCACAGCCAGGAGUGUACAACAACAUGAGCAUCACCGUGUCCAUGGCAGGUGGAAAUGCAAACGUUCAGAACAUGAGUCCAAUGAUGGGCCAGAUGCAGAUGAGCUCUUUGCAGAUGCCAGGGAUGAAUACUGUGUGCUCUGAGCAGAUGAAUGAUCCAGCACUGAGACACACAGGCCUCUACUGCAACCAGCUCUCAUCCACUGACCUUCUCAAAACAGAAGCAGAUGGAAACCAGGACAAGAAGACAGAAGAGUUCUUCUCUGUGGUGGCUACAGACUAGAGGAAUGCUCUACAGGUGCAACAGGUUCAGGUGUUUGCUGACGUCCAGUGUACAGUGAAUCUGGUAGGCGGGGACCCUUACCUGAACCAGCCUGGUCCACUGGGAACUCAAAAACCCACAUCAGGACCACAGACCCCCCAGGCCCAGCAGAAGAGCCUCCUUCAGCAGCUACUGACUGAAUAACCACUUUUAAAGGAAUGUGAAGUUUAAAUAAUAGACAUGCAGAGUUAUACAAAUAUAUUAUAUAUUUUUCUGAGAUUUUUGAUAUCUCAAUCUGCAGCCAUUCUUCAGGUCGUAGCAUUUGGAGCAAAAAAAAAAAAAAAAAAAAAAAAAGUUCAUUUUUGUUGGGAGAUUGAGAGAUGGUUUUGUUUCUUUCUCUGUAAAGGCCUUGGAUAUUGAAAAGAAUAACAAGGCAGAACAGUUGGACAAUCUCAUUUCUUGAGCCAAAAGUUAAUUAUUCUUAUUUUUAUAAUCAGUCAUUGGCUUCUUUUCUGGAUGAAGGCUUUUGAAGGGAAACCAAAAUAAGAAAUUCUAAGGGAAGAUGAAGCCCUGCCUCACCGGCUGGCUCAGCCCUGCCCCUGCCCUGGAAGAAGAGCCCAUGGGGCUUUGCCUGUCUGUCCCCAGGAGGCCACCAAGUUCCUCCCACCAACAGCCACCCCUCCCCAACCCCAGGCAGCUCGUGUGCACAAUCAGCUUCUCCAAGCAACUCCGUCUGUUGGCAUCAAGAGAAUAUUUUGCUUCUACAUAUGCACCCCUUCUCCUUUUUAUAACGAUGGAUUGAAACCAAGAUGCCUCCAGGAAAGAGGAUGAAAUGAGUAUAUUCACUGAGGAAUCCAAAAAAUGCAGUUUGGGGGAAAAUGCAAUAAUUUUUUGAUGAGAUGGGUAAAGGACAAGAACCGAGUUCUAUCAAUUAUUGUAGAUAAAAUUUUCUGAUUAAGUCUACGGGGGAAAGCAGCCUGUUCUUUCUGCUUUUACUAUGUUAACAGCGAGGUAGCUAAAGUUAUUUAAAAUAAAAUUAAAUUUAUGAUCCGAGUAGCUUAUUUUUUCCUUAAAUCUCACUGUAAAUAUAUUUUGAUUUCUUGUAGAAAUUGAUUUUGUUCUGUUUAAUUUUAUGCUUUUAUCAUCCUCUUGGUUUUUCUAAAUUUGUGUGUGAAAUAUAAUGUUGAUUGAAUUGCAAUUACAUUUGGCUAGUAAUUUCAUUAUCCCAGUAACUGUGAAGCCAUGUAUGGAUUUCCUUUGGGACUCAUCAACGUGGUACUGCCAGAAAGAGCUAUUCUAGCUGAGCUAGGGCAGACCACCCCAGAGUGCCGCAGCCGCUUGUAGAGAGGGAAAUCAGUGCUCGCUCAGAGAAAAUCUGCUUUUUCUGUCUCACAAUGACUUUGGGAAUUUGAAUUUCCAUCAGUGCAAAUAUAAGUUUCUCUGUUCUGCUCCGAGGCUAAUUGGUACCAUGUGUUCCGCUUGUCUUGUUACUCUGCCACAUCCCGUCUCAUCCUGGCCCCAAGAAAGGAGCCAGUGUGAACUGACUCUAGUGCUAGAAGUCCUGCCACAGGCGGGAGAGCUUGAGCAAGGCAUUGCAAGAGAGGCCAAGGAAGCCCUCCAAUGCUAACCUUGAUCUGCAUCCCCGGGCCUGCGGACAACACUGACCUUCUGCACCAGCUCCCUCUGCUCACACAGCAGAGAAAAGGCCAUAAGAACCAAUGCAGAUGAGGAGCAUGGACUCAAGACUUCAAGGAAGAAGCCAUUUCCCCAGGUCCUUCCUUCUGCAUCUCACCACCCCUAAUGUCAAAUGACUCCAUUGAACAGCAUCUAUUCAGAAACUACAGCAUUUUGAAAACGGUGGAAGGGCUCACGUGGUAGCAGCUAUGAAACAGAAAUAGGACCCUCAGUUACAAACAUUACCUUUUUUCGUUUUUCAGAAAAUGCAUCCUUGAUCUCAGUCAUUUCCAGCUUGAAAGCCCAGCCAUAUUACUCUAGUUCCUACCAAACUGCUCUAGGAGGUCAUUUCCAUUCUGUGUGUGAUAAUAAGCGUGCAGACUUCAGGAAGUUCACCUUUCACCUCAGCAUCAUUCCAGAUGAAGGCUCCUGACUCAGUGCUUUUGCAUAAGGACCUAGAAGAGAAAAGCAGUAAGGAAAAUUGGAGAUGCCAAUGUCCGCCCCCAUCCCCACUGCACCUUAAAGUAUGCAUGUCACCUUCGAGGUUCUAUAAUUGCACUGUUUGUUUUAUGUAUGUACAGAUUAAAAUUAUUGCUACAUUUGAGGAAAAUAAAAUUGCUUGCUUCUAUGUAAUUCCUGUCAUUCCACAGGAAAUUGACUUUUCCAGCUACUGAAUAGAAUUUGUUUAACAACCUCA